AUGAAGGAUGAAAAAGAGAAGUCAUUAAAUGAAUAUAAGGGAAAAAGGAAAAGAAAUGAGGGUAAAGUAAAUAACGAAAAUAGUGAUAUUUUUAAUCCACAUCUUAGUGCAAGAGAAUUGAAAAAAAUUCAAUAUUAUGAAAAUAUGUUUAAGAAGAUGGAACAAAAAAAAGAAGAAAAUACAAAUGAUGGUGAUUAUAGAUGUAAAAAAAAACAUAAUAAAAUUAAAAGAGUAAAAAAAGUGUAUACAUAUAAAAAAGAUCUAAGUGAACAUAUAGAAAAGAAUAGUAAGAAAAGUGAUAAUAAUUUGAGGAAAAUUAAUUCUAUCAAAGAUAUUGAUUCUUGUAAAAAUUUCAAUAAAAAUGAAAGUAAAAAAAAGAAAAAUGUUAUUUUAAACUCAAACAUAAACCAAAAUUUAAACGAAAAAUUCUCCAAAAGAAAAGAGUCAUUGAUUAAUGUAAAAAAGGAAAAAGUAAUUAAACAGAAACUUAAUAAUUCUAAAAAUAUUGAAAAUAGUAAAAUGGUAACAACCAAAAAUGAAAAUUGUGUAAACUCAAAUCAGUUUAAUAGUGAUAGUAAUUAUAGAAUGCAUAAAUUAUUUAAUACUAAGUAUAAUUCUAAUUUAAAUGAAAAUGAUUAUUCUCACAAAGUUGCAAGUAAAUUAAAAAAUAAUAAAAUCAAAGAAGUAAAAAAGAACAGAAAAAAAAUUUUAUUUAAAAAUAAUAGAUUGAUAAUAAAUUUCGAAAAAGGAUAUUUAUCAGAUAAUAUAAUAAAUUAUAAUAAUAUAAAUCAAAUAAGAUGUGAAUAUGAUAAGACUUAUUCAGGGAAAGAAGAAGAUAUUUUAAAAAUUAGAAGUGUAUCUGUAAGUUCAAAUAAAAAUGAUUAUUUUUUGGAUAAUAGUAGAAUCCAAUUAAAAAGUAGAUAUGAUUACAGUACAUCGGAAAAUAAAAUUAUGUAUAAAAAUUAUAAUUCACAUUCUUUUGAGAACAAAAAAAGAAAAAUUCUGAAUUAUUUCAUAAAUAAUGCUGCUAAAAAAACAAAUAUUUUUAAUGAAUUCUUAAAAAAAAAAAUGAAAAAAAAAAUUAAUGAUAAUGAUUAUAAUUUUCAAAUAAAAAAUGAUUUAAAUUCAAUAAGUAGAAAUUUAGAAUCUUCUCUGGAAAGUAACUAUAAUUUAAAGUUAUGUUUAAAUGAUAAAGAAGUGACUGAUGAAAAUGUAAAUUCCAAAUCAUACAGUAUUGAAUACUUUAACGAAGAAGAGAAUGAAAGAAAAAAAGAAAUAAAUGACGAUUUUAACUUUAAAUCUCAUAAUGAAAGUAAUAACAUAAUCGAUGGUAAAAAAAUAAGUAAUGUAAAUUAUUGCAUUAAAAAGUAUUUGGAUAAUAUGAGAUAUACAAACUUAAAAAAAUUCAAAAAAAUUAACAAAGAAAAUUUAAAAAUAUACGUUAAAAAUUGUGUAAAUUUUUUAAGUUUUAAUAAAUUUGAUAAUGCUAUUUUAUGUUUACUCAAUUUACAAAGUACUUUGCAAAAAAAAGGAAAAAAAUAA
Messenger RNA from Plasmodium relictum, 1542 nucleotides. Its product is annotated as conserved Plasmodium protein, unknown function. The record is from RefSeq and is a predicted model, not a curated record. Bases 1 to 1542 code for a protein of 513 amino acids. Lineage: Eukaryota; Apicomplexa; Aconoidasida; Haemosporida; Plasmodiidae. The transcript has a single exon.